Messenger RNA from Zea mays, 4059 nucleotides. Its product is annotated as pentatricopeptide repeat-containing protein At2g16880. Bases 106 to 2487 code for a protein of 793 amino acids. Gene Ontology annotation, molecular function: protein binding. The transcript is spliced from 3 exons. The record is from RefSeq and is a predicted model, not a curated record. NCBI's taxonomy places the organism in Eukaryota, Viridiplantae, Streptophyta, Magnoliopsida, Poales, Poaceae.
GGCCUCCGUUGAGCCCACCAAGUUCUCGUCUCCCAUGGCCUUCUCUUCGAUUCUUCCUCUUCCCUCCGCCUGCCGCGCCGUCAAGCAACGCCGCCUCCGGUCCCCAUGGACACCACCACACCUUCCACUUCCGUCUCGCCGGCGGCCGCAUCCGCCCCCGCCCCCUACUCGGACUCAGCUCUUGUCUCGGCCGUGGCUGACGCGCUUGUCUCCGCCUCGUGCCAGUCCUCGCCGCCACCCAUGGACACCCUCCUGGCCCCGUACCUCCCGCGCCUCACCUCCUCGCACCACCCGCAAGUGAUCGCCCUUGCCGCCGCCAACCCAUCACUCGCCUCUCCGCACACUCUCCUCGCCUACCGCCGCCUCUUUUCUCCUCCGUCCUGUCUCCCAUCCCUACUCCCGCUCCUCUCCAUUCUCCCCUACCGCAACCUCCUCCCAACCCUUCUCGACUUCGUCCCGCUCGACCCAUUGCGCCACCUCCACCGCCACCUCCUUGCUAGCUUCCCUACAAGUGCGCUCGCCGACGCGGCGCUCUCCACGUACGCCCGCCUACGCCUCCCCCACCUCGCCGCACAACUCCUCCACUCAUUCCGCCGCCGCGGGUGCGUCCGCCCCUCCCUCCAGGCAGCCAACGCCGUGCUCUCCGCACUCGCGCGCAGUCCGUCCACCUCGCCGCAGGCCUCUCUUGAUGCCUUCCACUCCCUUAUCGCCCUGCGGCUCCACCCCAAUCACUACACCUUCAACCUCCUGGUGCACACCCACUGCUCCAAAGGCACCCUUGCCGACGCCCUCUCCACGCUGUCCAAAAUGCAGGGUUUCGGCCUCUCCCCAGAUGCCGUCACCUACAACACCCUCCUCAACGCUCAUUGUCGCAAGGGUAUGCUCGGUGAAGCGCGGACGCUGCUGGCCAGGAUGAAGAAGGAGGGUAUCGUGCCCACCAGGGCCACGUACAAUACCCUUGUCUCAGCGUACGCGAGGCUUGGGUGGAUCAAGCAGGCGACCGAUGUUGUGGAAGCCAUGACGGCAUUCGGUUUCGAGCCUGACCUGUGGACAUACAAUGUGCUCGCUGCAGGGCUGUGCCAGGCAGGGAAGGUGGACGAGGCAUUUAAGCUGAAGGAUGAGAUGGAGCAGCUUGGCAUAGUAUCGCCUGACGUAGUCACCUACAAUACCCUUGUUGAUGCAUGCUUCAAGUGUCAGCGCUCUUCUGAUGCACUGAAUCUGCUCGAGGAAAUGCGUGAGAAAGGGGUGAAGUCAAGUUUGGUCACACAUAACAUUAUUGUGAAGGGCCUUUGCAGGGAGGGGCAAUUGGAAGAGGCGUUGGGGCGUCUGGAAAUGAUGACAGAGGAGGGAUUGACACCGGAUGUGAUUACAUACAAUACAUUGAUUGAUGCAUCCUGCAAAGCCGGAAAUGUUGCCAAAGCAUUUGUGUUGAUGGAUGAGAUGGUGAGAAGUGGACUCAAAAUGGACACUUUCACCCUAAACACUUUGCUAUAUAACCUAUGCAAAGAGAAACGUUACGAAGAGGCUGAGGAGCUCUUGCGUGCACCGCCGCAGAGGGGCUUUGUACCUGACGAAGUCAGCUAUGGUACAGUGAUGGCAGCCUACUUUAAGGAGUAUAAACCAGAGCCUGCUCUGUGUCUGUGGGAUGAAAUGAUCAAGAGGAAGUUAACGCCUAGUAUUUCUACUUACAACACAUUGAUCAAAGGGCUUUCUACAAUGGGGAAGUUGACAGAGGCGAUUGACAAAUUGAAUGAGCUGAUGGAGAUGGGGUUGGUACCAGACGACACCACCUACAAUAUCAUCAUUCAUGCCUACUGUAAGGAAGGGGACUUGGAGAAAGCUUUCCAGUUCCACAACAAGAUGGUGGAGAAUUCUUUUAAGCCAGAUGUUGUUACCUGCAACACUUUAAUGAAUGGGCUUUGUCUGUAUGGAAGGCUUGAGAAAGCGAUGAAGCUUUUUGAGUCAUGGGUAGAAAAAGGGAAGAAGGUUGAUGUUAUCACAUAUAACACCUUAAUUCAAGCUUUGUGCAAAGAUAAUGAUGUCGAUACAGCUUUGCGUUUCUUUGCUGAUAUGGAGGUCAGAGGCUUGCAGCCUGAUGUAUUUACAUACAAUGUCCUGUUGUCUGCACUGUCUGAGGCAGGACGAUCAGUGGAAGCACAAAAAAUGCUGCAUAAAUUAAAUGAGAGCGGAAAAUUAUAUGGAAGAUUUUUUUAUCCUUCAAUAAAAUCCUCUGUGGAGGCAGUCGAGACAGGGAAGGACCCAGAGGUUAAAUCUGACAUUGAAUCUGUUGGAAACACACAAGGUGAUGAUCAGGAGAGCUAUAAUAAAUAUAUAAAGGAACUCUGCAUUGGUGGGCAACUGAAAGAAGCCAAGGCUGUUUUGGAUGAGAUGAUGCAAAAGGGCAUGUCUGUUGACAAUUCAACUUAUAUCACUUUAAUGGAAGGCCUUAUCAAAAGGCAAAAGAGGCAAACACAUGCAGCUGGAUAGGAUAUGGCUGAGUUUUGCUGCUCUGAUAUGUGACAUUGUCCAUGGUUUUGCCAUAACUUCAUCAGUUGGUCAUAAACUGACUAGAGGGUGAUGCUAGCCUUUCUAGCAAGAGAAAAUGAAGAUCAGUCUGAACAGAUGCAAUUGGCGCCAAAGCAUCACAUAUGGAUGACAAUCUAUUGUGAUUCCUGAACAGCUGGUUCACUUCAAUUGAAUAUGGGGAAUGCUUUUUGCAGAAGCUUGGUGGCAACUGGCAAGCAAACUAUUCUCUUAGGCUGAGUCCAGUGCACAGCCUCCAUACGUAGGUUGGUUUUCAGAUCCAACAGAUAAAGGUGCAACUGGAGGAGGUGCUCCAUACGUAGGUGGAGCAUAUGGAUGAGGUGCUCCAUACGGAGGUGGAGCAUAUGGAGCAUAAGGAGGUACUCCAUACGGAGGUGGAGCAUAUGAAGGAGGGGCGUAUGGAGGUAUCUGGAAAGAAGCUUGACUUCCGUCCACAGCAGGUGGGGGAGGGGCAUACGGACGUACCGGGAAUGAGGCUUGAAUUCCGGCUUGGGAAGUUGGAGGUUGACCAUAUGAAGACGGUGGAUAUUGAUACAAAUGAUAGGGAUAAGGGUAUGGUGGUGGACGCGCAGCCGGAAAUAGUGCACGGAGGAGUGAGGCUGAAACAUCGGAGCGACGAUGUAGUGAAGAAGACUCAUCUAACGGAAGGGUUGUAGGUGACCCAUCGGACUGCAAGAGAUCCGUGAAGGUGUUCAAAUCUGGGGACCAACCCGACAUUGUGUGAAGAAAGGGGAGUUUGGAAGAGAAAAAUGAGAUGGAAUGGUGUUUGGAAUGAGCUCCACCCGGGUAGGGGUAUAUAUACAGGGAUUGGGGAUGAAAUUUGUGAUUUUUUGCAAAAAAAAUUUCGAAUUUUUUGGACUCCAAACGGUCAAAAACGGCUAGCACACGUGGACCAAUCAGAUCGCGACACGUGGACCAAUCAGAUCGCGCCACGUCGCUCUCGCCCGCGCUCUCGCCCUGCCAGUGCCUCGCCUCUCUCUCGCCCGCCUCUCGCCCGGGCGGGCGCUCCAGCGCGGGCGAGAGCGAGGCGAUACCGCCCGCUCUCGCCCGGCGCCGGCCUCUCGCCCGCCUCUCGCGCGCGGGCGGCAGCGGCCUCUUCUCGCCCGCGCUGCCGCCCGCACUGCCACCAGCCUUAGCCCUGCUUCUGAUGUUGCAGGAUGUGUGCAAACUGUGCAUGACUAGCGUGUCAUUCACCUCCCAUUUGGUCCUGUAUGUAACAUUGCUUCCCGUCAGGCUGUCAUACUGCUUUAGGUGCACAUAAGUUGCUGACUCAUUGUGGUUAGGGAGUGAGUUGAAUUUUUAACUUUGUUUAGUGGUGAUGAGGCAUUUUACUAAAUCAAAAACAUAAUAGUGAAGCGAAUACUCAAUAUGACUAAUGGUCAUUAAUUCUUUGGUUUCAUUGUGCUUAGUUCGGCAUAGACAGUUUGGUCAGUAACUGGAUGGUACUGCUGCUUGUGAGAUACUUACCUGGCACUUACGCUAAGCUAUAAAACUAUUCCCUGACACACUUCAGCG